AUGUCGAAAAUGACCGUUAAGAACAAAUGGAAUACACUGAAACGGCACGUAUCUACUGGAGAUCAAAAUUGCUGUCUUCCCAUUGAAGCUUCUCCCGAAUUUUGUGUCCGACUACUGAGAUUUCCGUCUGUUCAGACUUACCAUAGCAUUCACAGCAAGUUAAAAAGUUCAUCGGACGAAUGGAUCUUUGAAUUUCUCCAGAACAACGGCAUGGAAGUGUUACUCGAUGCUUUAGAACGAUUAAGCUCGCUCAAGUUGUUCGUAGACGCUGUGAUGUUACUUGAAUGUACUUCUUGUAUCAAAACUGUGAUGAAUUCUAAAACUGGGCUGGAUUUCAUGGUUGGAAAUCGUGACUUCACACGACGACUUGGAAUAGGUUAG
This is a messenger RNA of Pocillopora meandrina, 381 nucleotides long. NCBI's taxonomy places the organism in Eukaryota, Metazoa, Cnidaria, Anthozoa, Scleractinia, Pocilloporidae. The record is from the annotation of a GenBank genome assembly.